This is a messenger RNA of Saprolegnia diclina VS20, 502 nucleotides long. RefSeq lists its product as hypothetical. The record is from RefSeq and is a predicted model, not a curated record. Lineage: Eukaryota; Oomycota; Saprolegniomycetes; Saprolegniales; Saprolegniaceae. The transcript has a single exon. The coding region runs from base 61 to 453 and encodes 130 amino acids.
UUUCGCGAUUGGCAGCUGCUCGAGAGUCGUAGUAGUACCACCUCCGACGACAAACCGACGAUGCUCGACCGUACCGCCACGACCAAGGGCGUCCUACGCUGGCGCUGGGCGGUUCUAAAGGACCAGGUCUACGAAGACGGCUUCCACAAGACUGCAAUGCAGAACAAGGUCAACGACGUCAAGAACGACGUGCUCUCGCGGCCGGCGACGACGACGUUCGAGGACUUGACGCGGGCCCUCGGCUUUGAGCUGCGCAAGAGCCAGCGCCAGCGCACCAUGGCGAGCUGCAUGGACCUCGACGUCCGCCUCCGCCUCGUUGUCGCCGAGGCCCGCGACAAGGACGGGCCCAUCAUGGUCGCGCACGUCUUCCGCUCGUCGCACACGCCGACCGACCGCAACUACCGCCAAGCCGGCCGCGCCGCGCUCGCCGGCGACUUUCUCAUCCACGGGUAGCCAUCCCUUGCAUCUUGAUCGAGGAAAUGCAGGCAGCGACUUGCUCCGA